AAAAAUUUAAAAGUGCGUGUGUAAACUGUUUUUAACCGCGUUCCAUUUUAUCUUGGGUACUUCUUUUCCUCUGGUUGUAUUUGCCACAAAGGAUGGGAAUUGCCUGAAAAAUAACAAUGUCGAGCUUGAAAUUUAUGGUUGCCCAUUUGGUUGGUUAGGAACAAUUUCAAACCCAGGUGUAAAUGAUGGACCUGUCGAAAGAUUGUCUUGAAGGUCCCCCCCAAACGAUCCAAUAACAGUUCUGGGAAACGUGCCCUCAUUUUGGUGGUAAAUAUUGCAGCUCCAAUGGAACAGAAGACUUUUAGCUCUUACUUGUGAACGAGUAUAAACAUGAAAGGCGACGUGAUCCGCGAGCUUGUAGCCUCAGGCGUUUUGACCGUCCUUGGAUUGGGCCUGGUCACGGAAAUUUUGUGGGUUGUUCAAAGGCCAGACGAUAUUGAUUGGAGAACCUCAUUGAGAGGACAACAGAACCAAUUUCCACCUCACAUCUGGCCCUCGAUCUCCUCGUUCUUCUCCCUUCAAGACGAAAGUGACAAGACAGCCCAAGAUCAACAGCCAGAUGAACAACAGACCAAAGACGAAAUGGACAUGGCCGACAACACACACCACCCACGAGUGGGACCAUUAGCCGAAUUCCAUGUAUAUGAUGAUCCCGAGGGUGAAGAUGACAUAGAAGUCGAAUGGACAUCUACAAGGUCGUUUUCUAGUCAUCCAUAUUCAACGUACCGCCGACAGCGUCACCCUGCUGAUGAUCCCAUUUGCAUAGGAAUGAUCGUCAAGAAUGUGUGGCGACCAGGCAAGAAGGGUGUGAAAUUGAGGCAACAGUUCUUCACGGUUCUGAGAAGUAUUCUGCGACAGUCCCGUCGCAAGUCACUUCACUUUGUCUUUCUCACCGAUCCCAUUAGUGUUCCACUCCUUGAUCCCAUCUUGAAGAAGUACCUUCCCAUCGACCUCAACGGACUUAGUUCGAUUGGUUUGAACGUGACGUAUGAUUUCUUUGACGUUCAAGCUAUCUCCCGUCGCUUCUCAUCUACCAUCCGUCGACUCAAGCCCAAUUUUACUUCGGGCUCGGUGGAAGCCGCCAAAUACAGAGAUGAUCUCUUUAUGAUCGGUCCCUUCUAUCAUCUCAUUUUUCCAUUCCGUCGCUUUAUCAUGCUUGACAUUGACCUCAAAUUUAGGAUAGACAUCCAAGAGCUGGACGCCCAAUUCGAUCUCUUUGAGCCAGAGAUUCUGAUGGGGGUCGGUCUGGACCUGUCUCCUCAUUAUCGACACGUCCUUCGCUAUUAUCGGGAACAGAACCCGGGAACACACAUCGGGGAACCCGGUCGAUUCCAGGGCCUUAACACAGGAGUGGUUCUCUUCGAUUUCGAAAAAAUGCGAACCAACGUGGACUUCAAUCGGAUGGUAAUGAAUCACGAGGGCGUGGUGGACCGCUUGUCAGAGAAGUACAUCUUCAAAAGCCAUUUAGGGGACCAAUGCCUCUUCACUCUCCUGGCUUUGGAACGACCGGAAUGGUUCCAUGUUCUGCCUUGUGAAUUCAAUUACCAGCUAGACACUUCGAUGAUGCGAUAUCCGUUCCUUCAUAUCUUUCAAAGCUAUCAUAACUGUACGGCCUCGCCAAAAAUCUAUCACGGAAACGGGGGAUUUGAAAUUCCAGAAGAAGACUGAAUAAAUAACAAGAAUGCCAUUUCAACGUCGUCAGAUCACAGGAAGACUUUAUUCGGGCUAUAGCAUUGCCUCCCUAUAAAGUUACCGAAAUACCGUUCACCUCACCAGUAACCUCAAGAAGAGGCCACCAUCGUUCAAAAAUGCAUCUGAAAUACACACUAACAGUUUCACAGCUGAAGUUCGGACCUGAAAGUUUCAUUUCCAGUGGCAAAGUUUUCCUUCAUUUUCAUCUCGUUCAGGCGCAGAUGGUCGCCACAGAGAAAUGGGAAGAUUUCAUCUGAUGCGUUUGAUAGGUGGAUCUCAUUCCAUAAAAAAAGUUUCUUGCUUCCCGCAGAAAAAGCCCAGAGAGGAAAACGAGUCGCCAAAUGAAAGUUUUUGUGCCGAAACUAAGCCAGCCAAUUUGCUCACUAGAAGAUCGUAUCGUCGAGUUUCUACACACAUUGGA
Messenger RNA from Tigriopus californicus, 2113 nucleotides. Its product is annotated as xyloside xylosyltransferase 1-like. The transcript is spliced from 2 exons. The coding region runs from base 331 to 1668 and encodes 445 amino acids. Gene Ontology annotation, molecular function: UDP-xylosyltransferase activity. The record is from RefSeq and is a predicted model, not a curated record. Lineage: Eukaryota; Metazoa; Arthropoda; Copepoda; Harpacticoida; Harpacticidae.